Catharus ustulatus (Swainson's thrush) is the source of this 670-nucleotide messenger RNA. RefSeq names its product biogenesis of lysosomal organelles complex 1 subunit 1 (gene BLOC1S1). Gene Ontology annotation, cellular component: BLOC-1 complex. Gene Ontology annotation, biological process: endosomal transport. NCBI's taxonomy places the organism in Eukaryota, Metazoa, Chordata, Aves, Passeriformes, Turdidae. The record is from RefSeq and is a predicted model, not a curated record. Bases 50 to 427 code for a protein of 125 amino acids. The transcript has 4 exons.
GCGCUGUGCGGUCACGUGAGGCGCGGCGGUCACGUGGGGCGGGCCCGCCAUGCUGUCCCGGCUGCUGAAGGAGCACCAGGCCCGCCAGAGCGAGCGGCGCGAGCUGCAGGAGCGGCGCCGCAGGGACGCGAUCGCGGCCGCCACCCGCCUCACCGAGGCCUUGGUCGAUCACCUCAACGUGGGGGUGGCCCAGGCCUACGUGAACCAGCGCAAGCUGGACCAGGAGGUGAAGACGCUGCAGGUGCAGGCGGCGCAGUUCGCGCGCCAGAGCGGCCACUGGAUCGCCAUGGUGGAGAGCUUCAACCAGGCCCUCAAGGAGAUCGGGGACGUGGAGAACUGGGCCCGCAGCAUCGAGCUGGACAUGAGGACCAUUGCCACCGCCCUGGAGUACGUCUACAAGGGACAGCUGCAGCCCUCCUGCUCCUGAGGGACCCCUGGGACCCCCCCUGACCCCCCCUGACCCCCCCAGACCCCCCCCAAAACCCCCCAGCCCCCCAGGUACCAGGGGGGUCUCCCCGCAGCCUCCUGGGCACCCCCAGCGCUGGGAUGAUGGAAUAAAUCGGGGGGGGGGCUCAGGGGGGUGUGAGGGGGGGUCAGGCCGGGUCAGUGGGGCCCUGGCACAGCCCCCUCCCCAAUCCCCCUAAGCCCCCUCAUCCUCUUUAGUGCUUAA